AUGGCAAGAAAAUUGAAGGGCAAAGCUACGGCGACAGGUCUGAAAGCUGCAUUGUUGAGACAUAAGUUAGAGGCCAAGUCUUUGAGGAAAAAGAUCCAAAAAGAACAAGUUAAACCUCAAAAGAAGCCAAAACAUCAACAAAAUCACAAUCAAAACAUCAAAUUUAUACCUUUCAACAAGGAAGAGACCUUAUUGUUAGUAGGCGAAGGGGAUUUCUCGUUUGCUAAGUCGAUUGUUGAGGAAGAAUAUAUCAAACCAGAGAAUCUUGUUGUGACAAGUUAUGAUGCAUCUACAACUGAAUUGAAAUUGAAGUAUCCCAAUUCAUUUGAGUCCAACUAUAACUAUUUGAUUGAACAAGGUGUUAAGAUAUUCUUCAAAAUAGAUGCGACGAAAUUGGUUCGUACUUUCAAGAUUUCAAAACAUACACCAUGGUUGAAAAUUAUGGGAAAUUCAUGGAAAUUCAAAUAUUUGGAUAAUAUCAUGUUCAAUUUCCCACAUACUGGGAAAGGUAUUAAGGAUCAAGAUCGUAAUAUCAAAGAUCAUCAAGAAUUAGUAUUUGGAUUUUUUGACAGUGCAAAACAGUUCUUCAAAUUAAUCAACGGUAAGACAAAAUCGAGUAAAUCGAAUCAUACGCAAGGUUAUUCAAUGGAGGAGAACGAUAAAUCCAAUCAUAUAAGUGAAGAAGGUUACGGUAACAUUAUUUUAUCUUUAUUUGAUGGUGAACCAUACGACUCAUGGCAAGUGAAAAUUCUGGCAAAGCAAAAUCAACUUCAAGUAGAAAGGUCGAAUAAAUUUCAAUGGGCAAAUUAUCCAUCAUACCAUCAUAAGAGAACAAAUAAUGAACAAGAUACUACAAAGCCUGCAAGAGAUAGAGACGCUCGAGUAUAUAUUUUCAAGAAUUUUGAAAAGAAGAAGCAUCAGGUAAGUAAGAAGAAUGAAAGUGAUUCAGAAUGA
Molecule: messenger RNA, 954 nt
Organism: Kazachstania africana CBS 2517
Lineage: Eukaryota; Fungi; Ascomycota; Saccharomycetes; Saccharomycetales; Saccharomycetaceae
Gene: BMT5
Product: 25S rRNA (uracil2634-N3)-methyltransferase
Exons: 1
Coding region: 1-954 (317 amino acids)
Biological process (GO): rRNA base methylation
Cellular component (GO): cytoplasm
Molecular function (GO): rRNA (uridine-N3-)-methyltransferase activity
Source: RefSeq, a predicted model, not a curated record